AUAAAGGAAGCGUAACAACUGUAACUGCAACGCCGAGUCGCCCGAGUCGCCGAAAUAAUUUAGUCUUUGCGCCGAAACUUGCUGUGAUACACAAAAUAAAACAUGAAAACAAUAUCGUGAUAUAAAUAUAGUGUUAUUAUUUCUAGUCUGAUAAAGUAGAAUAAAAUAUAUUCUAAACACAAUGUCUGAUGAUGUUAUCAAGCAUUCAGUGCACACCCUGGUGUUUAGAUCUUUGAAGCGGUCUCACGACAUGUUUCUAGCUAACCAGGGCAUGCUGCCGCCUAUAGAUGAAAAAGCUGAAAAGAUCCUCAGAUCAGUAAAGGCCCGUGACAGUUAUGGACAGGUGAUGGCAGCAGUACAGAAAGCCCAAGCAACCAAGCAAUUGGAGAAUAUGAGCAGACCGGAAAUUCCUUUAGACACAGAAAUGGCAGAAUCAGCGGCCCUAGGCUCGGACGGGGCAAUGCUGCCGUACACGGGGCCAGCCGUGGCGGCGUCGCCUGCGCCGCCCGCGGGCGCGCUCACGGUGCUGCCGAAGAAGGCGCCCGCCAUGCCCAAGCCCAAGUGGCACGCGCCCUGGAAGCUGUUCAGGGUGAUAUCUGGACAUCUCGGGUGGGUGCGGUGUGUUGCUGUUGAACCGGGGAAUGAAUGGUUUGCAACUGGUGCAGCAGACAGAGUAAUCAAAAUCUGGGAUUUAGCGAGCGGCAAGCUGAAAGUGUCCCUGACUGGUCAUGUCAGUACUGUAAGAGGUUUGGAAGUGUCACCAAGACAUCCAUAUUUAUUCAGCUGUGGUGAAGACAGACAAGUCAAAUGUUGGGACUUGGAAUAUAACAAGGUGAUCCGCCAUUACCACGGGCACCUGUCAGCCGUGUACACGCUGUCGCUGCACCCCACCAUCGACGUGCUGGUGACGGCGGGACGCGACGCCACCGCGCGCGUGUGGGACAUGAGGACCAAGGCCAACGUCCACACGCUGACGGGACACACUGACACUAUCGCUACUUUGGCGUGCCAGGCGGCUGAACCGCAGAUAAUCACAGGCUCCCACGACUCGACAAUCCGUCUCUGGGACUUGGCCGCCGGCAAAUCCAUCUGCACACUGACCAACCACAAAAAAUCUGUCCGCGCCAUCGUCAUCCACCCCACAUUGUACACAUUCGCCUCAGCCUCCCCGGACAAUAUCAAACAAUGGAAGUGCCCUGAAGGGAAGUUUAUACAGAAUCUGUCCGGACAUAACGCUAUAGUGAACUGUAUGGCGGUGAAUCCUGAAGGAGUGUUGGUUAGUGGAGGGGAUAACGGGACUAUGUAUUGCUGGGAUUGGCGGACGGGGUAUAACUUCCAGAGAUUACAGGCGGCAGUCCAGCCGGGGUCGAUGGACUCCGAAGCGGGUAUAUUCGCGAUGACCUUCGACCAAUCAGGGUCCCGGCUGAUCACAACGGAGGCUGACAAGACCAUCAAGAUCUAUAGAGAAGACGAGUCGGCUUCGGAGGAGACCCAUCCUAUCAACUGGCGACCGGAGAUACUGAAGAGAAGGAAAUUCUAAUAGUUAAUAAAGACGUUUUUAUC
This is a messenger RNA of Plodia interpunctella (Indianmeal moth), 1563 nucleotides long. RefSeq names its product Transport and Golgi organization 4 (gene Tango4). Gene Ontology annotation, cellular component: Prp19 complex; precatalytic spliceosome; catalytic step 2 spliceosome. NCBI's taxonomy places the organism in Eukaryota, Metazoa, Arthropoda, Insecta, Lepidoptera, Pyralidae. Gene Ontology annotation, molecular function: protein binding. The transcript is spliced from 8 exons. The coding region runs from base 182 to 1540 and encodes 452 amino acids. The record is from RefSeq and is a predicted model, not a curated record. Gene Ontology annotation, biological process: mRNA splicing, via spliceosome.